This is a messenger RNA of Alosa sapidissima (American shad), 2560 nucleotides long. RefSeq names its product family with sequence similarity 13 member C (gene fam13c). The record is from RefSeq and is a predicted model, not a curated record. Bases 1103 to 2560 code for a protein of 485 amino acids. The transcript has 11 exons. NCBI's taxonomy places the organism in Eukaryota, Metazoa, Chordata, Actinopteri, Clupeiformes, Clupeidae.
GAAACUACUCUACUGAAAGAGAUCCAAAUCCUCAUCAUUGCUGAUCCUCUAUGAUACAACAGAUUGUUGAAUCCAACUCACUGUCUUGCAGCUGGGCGGAGCCUGUAACCGUGGAGCUAUGAGGUGAUGUCAUCAUCAGCGGAUGAAUGAGCUUCAGCACCAGCCCUCACAGAUGCGGGAAAAACCUCACGAAUGGAGAUUACCCAACCCACACACCCACAAACACACACCCACACCAACACACACACACACACACACAAACACACACACACACACCCACCAACACACACACACACACACACAAACACACAGGCACACACACACAGACGCACGUAUGUACCGAUCAAUCAUGAGACGCCCACACACCACCCACUCAAUACCGCACACAUACGUGCAAGGGGGUGCACACACACAUGCAUACAGAUGUUCACACACACACACACACACACACACACACACACACACACACACACACAUCUCUUCAUUUCCCAGCCCUCCUCACACCCACCUGCCCUCCUAUCAGAUCUGCCGCGCUGGAGGGAACGAAACGGACGCUUGCUGACGCCAUCACUCCCGCCCUCUCCCUCUCCUGCUCUCUCUCUCUCUCUCUCUCUCUCCCUCUCCCUCCCUCUCUCUCUCCCUCUCUGUCUCUUCCUCCCUCCCUCUCUCCAUCCCUCUCUCUCUCUCCCUCUCCCUUGCUUGCCGUCACUACCAGAGCAGCAUGAAUUAUCCAUGUGAGAGGGUGAGCUGCCGCUGCUGCUGCUGCUACUGCAGAGGCUCCCCGGCUUGCUAGCUAACACACGCGCACGCUCAACACACACACACACACGCGCGCCGACACACACGCACGCAGACGACGCAUGCAGAUAGAAGCCUGUGCGCGUGUGUGUGUGUGCUAAAGGGAGGAGAACGACAGCGACAGGAGGACAGGAUUUUUCUCUCCAUAUUUCAUCCAGCAUCCCACCAGAGGAAUUAGGCAGCGACUGUAUCUACCCUCUCUCCCUCUCUCUCUCUCCAUCUAUCCCUCUCUCUGUCGCUCUCUCUCUCUCUGUCUCUCUCUUCAUCUCUCCGGCUAACACACGCGCGCGGCUGAAGAGCAGGCAUGUUCUGCUUCUGCCUGCAGAGUCCCCUGCUGAAGCUCCAGGCUCUGGAUGGGGACGGCUGCCCCUCGCCGGGGGACUCCCCAGAGGACGAGGCACCCAGCCUGGGCACCAAGGAGGAGCCGCCGGUCCAGGGCCCCUCCUGCUGGAGCCUGGGCAGCGAGAGGGAGAGGCAGAGAGACAGCCCCCCAGAGCCCCAGUCACUGUUCAGAGGCCCCCAGGCAGAGGGCGGUUCUUCGGACCAGCAGCAGAGUCCCGGCCCCAGUCGGCUGCUCCAUCACAUCACCGAUGGCAACAGCCCUCUCCCAUCGCCACGGUGCCCCAGCCUCAGCCAGAGUCAGCGCUUCAACAGUGACCCAGAGAUGGCCCCCUCGCCACCCUGCUCUCAGCAUCUAAUCAUGGCGAGGGGCUUCGCGAGGACGGAGACAGAGGAGCCAGUGAAGGACCUGCCCUCCAUCCCCCUCCUCACCAAACACAUCCAGGCGCUCAAGAGGAAGAUCCGCCGGUUCGAGGAGCGCUUCGAGCAGGAGAUGAACUACAAGCCUUCCCACAACGACAAGUCAGCCAACCCAGAGAUCUUCCGCCUGAUGAGUGAACUGGCUAAGACACGCAAGCAGCUGAAAGAGCUGCGGUUGAAGCAGUCGGUGGAGGAGCUGGUGGACCCGGAGAACAGCAGGGGGGAGGACAGCAAUGGCGGCGGCAGUGGCAGGUCCACUCAUCACCACCAGGGGGAGCUGCAGACUCAGCAGCAGCUCCACCAGCAGCAGCAGCAGAGGCCAACCCUGGAGGAGACGGUGGACUCGCUGCUCAGGCGACUCAAGGAGAAGCGCCAAGCCCUUGGCCUCCCGGAGAACAUGCUGGAGAUGACGCACGGGCAGAUGGCCCUGGAGAAGAUGACCCUGCAGAAGUGUCUGCUGUACUUUGAGAGCCUACACGGCCGCCCUGGCACGAAGCAGGAGAAAAACCUGGUCAAGCCGUUGUACGACCGCUACCAGAUGGUGAAGCGCCUCCUGUGUGCGUCCUCGCCCAUCACCACCAUCGAGGAAGAGGAGGGGUCUGAUGAAGAUUGUGUGACGGAGGAGCCGUCGGAGCCAUGCAGGCCAGCGGGGCCCGUGAGCACGGAGGAAGAGGGGGACAGUGACCCGGCCUUCGUCUCUCCAAUAGACGAGGUCAAAGCUGUACGGCAUACUCCCCGACCGCCCGUAACCAUGGCAAACCUGCACGAGGCCUCCAGGUCGGAGCUUCUUGCGUGUCUGCGUGAAACUCGAGUAGAGAAGAGGAGACGAAGAAAGGCCCUUCGCGAGUUUGAGGACAAUUUCAGUCGACAGAUGGGAAGGACGCCGCAGAAAGAGGACCGCAUUCCUUUGGCUGAGGAGUACCAGGAGUACAAGACCCUCAAAGCCAAGCUGCGCUUGCUGGAGGUUCUGCUCAGCAAACAGGAAACCACAAAGACAGUGUGA